CGCACCCACUACGUGCCAUGUGAUGUCUGUCGGUAAAUCAAAUCGGACAGGACGCUUAUCGGUUCUGCCGUUGCGUUUCUACCGCAACUCAGCCUUGUGGACUGGCUGUUUCCUUAAGAGACGGAGCGUCCCUACUCGAAUACCCCAGCCUUGCGUGCUUCUAUACUCCACGGAUCAUAGCCUCUCGUGGCGAUAGUCAGAACACGAGAUGCCUAUAAUAGGCCCUACAAACGUAACCGCCAUCGGUACGUCGACCUACUUGCCGACAUGUGCGGCAUCGGCGACUGUAACUGUACAACAUCCUACAGCGAACGGGACGCCCGUCAAACGCGCCUUACAAUGGUCUCACAGCGAGGUCUUUGUCACACCCUACGGGACUUCACUUGCUAUAGGAUCAGGGAGGGUAGCAGACCUUACAUCUGUAUUUACCCCAAGCCCAUCAUGUGUUGACAGAUGGUUGUUAGCGCCCACGCCGUCUUGCGGUAUAGAUCACACGGCCAUUGGCCUUGAUACCGUCUGGUCCGUGAAUCCUACGCGAUCGAUCGUCUCCGAUGUCGAGUACAGCAACUGCCAGCUCUACGGAACGGCUACUUAUAGUCCUGGGAUAUGUCCUAGCGGCCAAACAAUUGCAGAAGUAACCGCGUACGCAAGUAGUGCAUUGAAUGGAACCAAACUAUUCUGGCAAGCGAGCUGUUGCAAAAGCGAUAUGACCUUUGGCCCGGAGUACCCAGAUCUUUGCCUAAGCCGCUUUUCGACCCCCGUCAGUGCUUACGCUGCGAUCAUAACGGAACCCGCCUUUGAAGGCCAGGAUAUCACUCCGGUCUGGGAAUAUACAUCUAACUACGGUUCUGACGGGACAACUGUGAUCUCCAGUAUCACAACGAUUGCAACAGGCCUAGCGGUUGCUGAUCCUGUCGUAGUCGCCUGGCAGAUUGACGACAUCGAAACCUUCCCGAGUGAAUACGUCAAGUCGUUAGUUGCGAGGUAUAGCAUACCUGCUCCAGCCAGUACGUCUACACCAACAAACAACGCUCUAGAGCCAACGGCCGCACCCGCAUCCGAUGGUCUUAGCACUGGCACACAAGUAGGGAUUGGGGUAGGGGUAGCACUUGCUGCUGCUCUUGCUGGAGGCCUGUUGAUCUUCUGGUGUCUGAGACGUCGUCGAAAAGCUAGUACGACCGAGGAGCCGGAUGUCGUGAUACCAGAGAUGGAAGAUCAAGACCACACCCAUACCGAGCGCAAGUGGUACUUUGGCGGGCGAUGGAGGAGUGAGAUUGAUACUCAAGCGACUCAGAACGAACUUGACUCGAAGGCGGUGCAUGUUGUCCCUGGACCACCGGCUGAACUGGAAGCACACGAGCCUGCGGUUGAAGGUGCCAAGAUUGCAGGAAACGAUGACGGCAGGGUAUAACUGUAUACAAUACGCGACAGAAGCAGACCUGGAGCAGAUCUUUUUGGCUUUAUCCACUUCCAGGAAACCGGAACACGGCAACAAAGAUUACAUGAUGAGUUCUUUUCUUUUGGCUCGAUAAUGCUGCGCAGUCAUUACUGCACAAGCGCAGUUGAGCCUUUCUCUUACGUCCUCAGCCGACCGGUAUGGUCUCUCAUAUGCUUUGGACGCGAUAUCGCGACUACUGCCACAGCAGCCUUUUGGUCUCCUUGAUGGCUUAAUGGAAUUCCAAUAGCAAUGUUCAGUCUGUGAGGAAGAGAAUGCACUAAUAUCCGCCUUGGUUCACCUAAUCUCCGUUUCGGUCUCGCGAAUCACGGUGAAACAAGCUUCUAUGAGCAGGGAGCGUUUCAUAAAUCCUUCAUCUUCAAGCCGCCCGCACUA
Messenger RNA from Alternaria alternata, 1831 nucleotides. RefSeq lists its product as hypothetical. The record is from RefSeq and is a predicted model, not a curated record. NCBI's taxonomy places the organism in Eukaryota, Fungi, Ascomycota, Dothideomycetes, Pleosporales, Pleosporaceae. The transcript has 2 exons. Bases 209 to 1411 code for a protein of 400 amino acids.